Molecule: messenger RNA, 1932 nt
Organism: Musa acuminata AAA Group (dessert banana)
Lineage: Eukaryota; Viridiplantae; Streptophyta; Magnoliopsida; Zingiberales; Musaceae
Product: probable serine/threonine-protein kinase PBL19
Exons: 5
Coding region: 431-1744 (437 amino acids)
Biological process (GO): protein phosphorylation
Molecular function (GO): protein kinase activity; ATP binding
Source: RefSeq, a predicted model, not a curated record
UAAACGCCCCUUCGAGUCCUCCUGCUGCUGCUCUACCCCUCAUCGGAGGAGAGAGAGAGAGAGACGCACCUCAUUGUUUUCUUGUUUGUUUGACGAGAUGCACAACAAGGGACUGAAGGCCUCGUCUUUCGCAGUCUUCGAAGUAGACGCAACCUAUUAGUCUCGACAGGGACAGCAAGGUGUUGAAUCCCUUACAUCCCUUACGGCAGAUGCGCUUAGUGGGCACUCAAGAAGAGACGACGGGGGCGGGAGCAGAGACUGCCUGAGCGCGGGCGACUCUGGUAGAAGGCGGAGACCAGAACAGUGACCGUAGUAGACUCUAUUUUUCUUAGGUUUCCCCCAACUACUCUGCAUCCGAGUCGGUGUCCUCUUGCUUCCGAUUCAAAAGGCAGCGCCUUGCGUUAUUGGGCUUCGCCGACCUGUUUGAAGAAUGGGUUGUUUCCAUUUCAUCAGAGAAAGAAACAGAUACAGGAAACGGAGAGCUUCCGCCCCCAUGCCCAGCUCGGUGCCCAUGUACUCGCCGACAUCGAACGAGGUGACUAGCAGAUCAGAGGAUUCGACGACUGCGAAGCAGACGAGCAAGUCAUCAGGUUCCGUGUCCUCCCAGAAAAGCAUUCCCGAGUUGUAUGAGGAGAGGGCGCAUAACCUGCGUGUUUUUGAGCUCAAGGAGCUCCGGAACGCAACCAAUGAUUUCAGCAGGCUGCUCAAGAUUGGAGAGGGUGGGUUUGGGAGUGUGUACAAAGGCUUUGUCAAGCCCCCCGACCGGAAGGGCGAUGGCACCAUAGUGGCAAUCAAGAAGCUUAACCCGCAAGGCUUGCAGGGUCACAAACAAUGGUUAGCAGAAGUCCAGUUCCUUGGUGUUGUUGAGCACCCAAAUCUGGUCGAGCUGAUCGGGUACUGCUCGGUGGACAGCGAAAGUGUGCCACAGAGGAUGUUGGUUUACGAAUUUAUGCCUAAUAAGUCACUGGAAGAUCAUUUGUUCAACAGAGCAUAUCCAUCUCUUCCUUGGAGCACGAGGUUGCAGAUAGCCCUGGGUGCCGCAGAAGGAUUGGCAUACUUGCAUGAGGGGAUGGACGUCCAGGUCAUCUACCGGGAUUUCAAAGCCUCUAAUGUACUAUUAGAUGAGGAGUUUAGACCAAAGCUCUCGGACUUUGGCUUAGCAAGGGAGGGGCCGUCGGAAGGUCACACUCAUGUAACCACGGCGGUGAUGGGGACAUACGGCUACGCUGCUCCAGACUAUGUGGAGACCGGCCAUCUCACGGCGAAGAGUGAUGUUUGGAGCUUUGGAGUCGUGCUAUAUGAGAUCCUUACGGGCAGGAAGUCGAUGGAGAGAAAUCGGCCGAAAACCGAGCAAAAGCUCUUGGACUGGGUGAAAGCAUUUCCUGCAGAGAGUGGGAGGUUCAGCAUGAUCAUGGAUCCCAGGCUGGAGAACAAAUAUUCUCUUAGGGCUGCUCGAGAGAUCGCCAAGCUGGCGGAUGUCUGCCUCGCCAAGCUCGCCAGAGACCGCCCGAAGAUGAGCGAGGUGGCGGAAAGCUUAAGAGGAGCGAUGCAGUACAAGGAGUUGGACGGCCAAGUGGAGCCUCUUGAGGGGACUUCUCCGGUUCACUCGGAGUCGGAUGAUCGUAGUAACACCGGUGUGGCUUCCGCUAGACGGCGAAUGCUUCACCUAGAGAAGCUGGGGGAGAAGGCAAACGUCGUCGGCAGGAGAAGGUUUGUGGUAAUGAAGGCUUCGAAUCAAACAUGACAUGAUGUCUUGUUGGUAUCUUCUCGUGCUAUGGUUUUCCUCCUUCUUCCGCUGUAUAAUAAGUUUGUUGUUGAGUCGGCAGAUGAUGUGCUUAAUUUACUGCAUUCUGACGCAGGGAGGCAAGCGAUCGGAGUUAGAACUCAUGUCCACAUAUGCAUGCUAAUCAACGAUUGCUUCUUUCAAAGCUA